Messenger RNA from Lontra canadensis (Northern American river otter), 2517 nucleotides. RefSeq names its product interleukin 7 receptor (gene IL7R). The record is from RefSeq and is a predicted model, not a curated record. Gene Ontology annotation, cellular component: external side of plasma membrane; membrane. Gene Ontology annotation, biological process: hemopoiesis; positive regulation of receptor signaling pathway via JAK-STAT; cytokine-mediated signaling pathway. The coding region runs from base 107 to 1480 and encodes 457 amino acids. Gene Ontology annotation, molecular function: protein binding; cytokine receptor activity. NCBI's taxonomy places the organism in Eukaryota, Metazoa, Chordata, Mammalia, Carnivora, Mustelidae. The transcript is spliced from 8 exons.
CAAAGCUGUAGAUUUGUCUCUGUCUCUCUCUCACUGCUGCUCUCUCUCAUUCAUUCCUACACAUAGGCUCACACACCUCCUCUCUCCUUUCUUUCUCUCUCUCAGAAUGAUGAUUCUGGGUACAGCUUUUGGUAUGGUUUUCUAUUUACUUCAAGCCGUUUCUGGAGAAAGUGGCUAUGCACAGAAUGGAGAGUUUGAAGAUGCCGAACUGGAUGACUAUUCAUUCUCUUGCUACAGUCAGUUGGAAGUGGAUGGAACCCAGCACUUGCUGACCUGUGCUUUUGAUGACCCCGACGUCAAUAUCACCAAUCUGGAACUUGAAAUAUGUGGAGCCCUUUUGAAUGUAAAAUGCCUGACUUUUGAUAAACUGCAUGAGAUGUAUUUCAUUAAGACAAAGAAAUUCUUACUCAUUGGAGACAGCCUAAUACAUGUGAAACUUGGAGGAAAGAACAUAACUUCCAAGAAAUUGAACAUAGUCAAAAUAGUUAAACCUGAGGCUCCUUUUGACAUAAGAGUCAUCUAUCGCGAGGGAGCAAAUGACUUUCUGGUGACAUUUAACACAUCUCAUUCACAGAAGAAGUAUGUGAAAGAAUUAAUGCAUGAAGUGGCCUAUCGCCAGGAAAAAAAUGAAAAUGACUGGAUGCAUGUGAACAUAUCCAGUACAAAGCUGACACUCCUACAGAGAAAACUACAACCUGAUGCAAUGUAUGAGAUUAAAGUCCGGUCCAUCCCUAAUGCCAACUAUUUUCAAGGCUUCUGGAGUGAAUGGAGUCCAACCUUCCACUUCAGAACACCAGAGAUCACAGGGAGGAUGGAUCCUGUUUUACUAACUAUUAGCAUUCUGAGUUUCUUCUUUGUGGCUCUGAUGGUCAUCUUGGCCUGUGCAUUAUGGAAAAAAAGAAUUAAACCCAUUGUGUGGCCCAGCCUCCCCGAUCAUAAGAAGACUCUGGAACAACUUUGCAAGAAACCCAAAAAGAAUUUGAAUGUGAGUUUCAACCCUGAAAGCUUCCUGGACUGCCAGAUUCAUAAGGUGGAUGGCAUUCAAGCUAGAGAUGAAGCAGAGAGCUUUCUGCAAGACACUUCUUCUCCACAACUCGAUGAGACUGAAAAGCAAAGGCUUCGAGGGGGUAUGCAGGGCCCCACCUGGCCAUCAGAGCAUGCAGUCAUCACCCCAAAAACCUUCAGAGGAGAUUCACCCUUCGGAAGCCUGGCUGGAAGCAUCAGUAUGUGUGAGGCUCUUGUGCAACCUUCUUCCAGGUCCCCAGACUACAGGGAAGGUGGCAAGAAUGGGCCUCAUAUGUACCAGGGCCUGCUGCUUGGGUCUGGAACUACAAAUAGCACCAUGCCCACUCCAUUUCCUUUCCAGCCAGGAAUCCUGACACUGAACCCAGCUGUCCGGGGACAGCCUGGGCUCACUUCCUUGGGAUCAAGUCAGGAAGAAGCAUAUGUCACCAUGUCCAGCUUCUACCAAAACCAGUGAAUUGUCAGAAAUGCAGGACUGGAACCAUGAAGACCAAGAUGACUGAACUCCUACUUACUUUCCCUCCUAGGACAAAGAAGACAAAAUUAAUGCCAGCCCUCUGUAUAAUCUACAGGAUUCAGAAACAUAGCUUGGGCCACUCUUCCCCACUCCAAGAUCAUUUGGUUUGAGGCAGGAGCACUCUGCUGCAGGCAACACAAAUUAUUCCAUUAUUUCAGAAAGAAAAAGAAGCAGGAAAGAAUGAAAGAAAGGGUAGAGGAGAGGGGAAAGGGGGGUGUACGGCAGGAAGAAGGCAAGGGCAGACAGAGGGAAAGGAGAACAUGGAUGAUAUCUUCCAUUACUAGGACUCACUGUGUGUCCUGUGCUCUACACAUCUUGUCUCCCUGCAUCCUCAUGGUAAUCCCGGGCACUGGCUCAAUUUUUAUUGUUAUUAUUAUUAUUAUUCUCUUUUCUAAUGGAUAAUGCAACUGAGGCUUGGAGGCCUUAAGUAACUUGUCCAUUUUGUUCCCCCUCAGCAUAGGGUCUGAUGGUUGGCAUCUAACCGUGCCCACCGCCCCUCAAGCCAUGUACCUUCUCCUUGAUUAGGGGUCGUUCCAUUUACAAGUGCCAGACUUCAAUAAUAUGGAACAGGAUUACUAUAUAAUUUAUUGUCCAAAUUGGGUCAUUUUGAAAGUGAAAGGGGAAGUUAUAAAUACUCAUUCCAGGACAAGCAGCAUAAGCCAGGAGUUUCCCAGACACAUGGGGACAAGGCCACCAAAAAAAAAAAAAAAAAAAAGGCUAAGAGAAAGAAAGGGUGAUGUAGUAUGUGAACUACCAUGGCUAGCCACGUCUAUGAAAACCAAAUAAGGCAAGAAAAAGCCACAAAUGCCACUUGACUUUGUUUUUCUGAAAAAGGAGAAGCCCAAAAUUUCUACUAUUAGUUAUCAAACACAUGAUUCUCUUGCUACCACCACCCAGCUGCAUCCAUUGACAACAGAAGAAUCUGUUACCAGCUCUGGAUACAGGUGCAUUUGAGCAAUAAACCAAGAAUAACCUUU